Molecule: messenger RNA, 1920 nt
Organism: Apodemus sylvaticus (European woodmouse)
Lineage: Eukaryota; Metazoa; Chordata; Mammalia; Rodentia; Muridae
Gene: Klhl34
Product: kelch like family member 34
Exons: 1
Coding region: 1-1920 (639 amino acids)
Molecular function (GO): protein binding
Source: RefSeq, a predicted model, not a curated record
AUGAGUUACUUCCUGUCUUACUGCAAAGCCCACGGCAGCUCUCUUCUCACUGGCUACCAGGCCCUACGCGCUGAGGGCUUCUUGUGCGACGUGACCCUGGAGGCCGAGGGCAGUGAGUUCCCAGCGCACAGGUCACUUCUGGCGUGCUCCAGCGACUACUUCAGGGCCCUGUUUAAAAGUCACACUCAGGAAUCGCGGGCUCGCGUUAUUCACCUGCAUGUGCCUUCAGCAGCUGGCCUACAGCGCCUGCUGGACUUCAUCUACACUGCCUGGCUGCCCCUUUCCAUGGAGACCGUGGAGGACACUCUGGAGGCUGCCAGCUACCUGCAAGUCACUGAGGCCUUGGGACUGUGUGCCCACUACUUGGAACGCCAGCUUGCCCCAGAGAAUUGCUGCUUCACUGCCAAUGUGGCAGCUCGAUUUGGCCUGGCCCGCACCCUAGGUGCAGCGGAGCGCUGUAUUGUGCGCCACCUGGGGGAGCUGUUAGUGAUGGGCACUGGCCCCUCGGGGCUGCUGGAACUCAAUCCUAUAUCAAUGAAAGCUGUGCUGGGUGCCCCCAACGUGGCACGGGUGCCUGAAACACGGCUGCUGGGCCUGGCACUAGCCUGGCUGCAGCAGGAGCCCAAGGCCCAGCGCCUGGCACAUAGUUCAACACUGCUUGGAUGCAUCCGCUUUGGCCUGGUGCCUGCUGCUGUGCUGCGGCGCAUGUACUCGGGCUCCGGUCUGACACUACCUACUAGGAUCAAGAGUCUCAUCAUCCAGGCCCUCAAUUACCACACAGCACCCUCCAGGCAGCCACUUCUGCAGGGAGAACAGACCAGUGUCCGGAGUCCCCAGACCCGUAUCUUGCUAGUUGGUGGUCUCAGAGCUAGGGAGACAGCAACUGAGGAAAUUAUGGUCCUACCAGAGGUAGUUCAGAAUCGGCACCCUGCACCUGAACCAGAGGAAGAGGAGGGCGAGGAGGGAGAGGAGUGGGAGCUCACUCAGGAUGUGGUGUCUUUCGACGUGUACAACCACAGCUGGCACAGCCUGACACGGCUGCCCGCACCACUGCUAGGCCACAGCUUAUGUGCCACUGGCAACUUCUUAUAUGUCCUUGGAGGGGAGAGCCUGUCUGGCAGCCCAUCUAGUUCCCUGGCUGAUGGUUCAAGGUCAGUCACAGCCUUAGUGCACCGUUAUGACCCGCGCUUCCACACUUGGACACAGGUGCCUGCCAUGCGAGAGGCAAGGGCCUACUUCUGGUGUGGUGUGGUAGGCGAGAGUCUCCUGGCUGUUGGAGGCCUGGGCACCUGUGGUGAGGCACUGGCCUCAGUGGAGAUGUAUGACCUUCGAAGGGACCGCUGGAUGGCAGCUGGAGAGCUACCCCGGGCAGUACACGGUCAUGCAGGCGCUGUUGGGGACCAUGGUGUUGUGUUCAUCUCCGGGGGCAAGGCUGGGAGAGGUGGAGGAGGCACAAGUAGCCUCCGGGAUAUGUACUCCCUUAGCCCCGGAGAGAGAGUGUGGAACAAGAGGGCACCCAUGGGCACAGCUCGCUAUGGGCACUACCUUGCAGUGCUGCGAGGUGCGGUGUUUGCCUUUUUGGGGAGAUAUGAGCCCUUUUCUGAGAUCGAACGCUAUGACCCCAGCACAGACCAGUGGACUCGGUUGCGGUCACUACCCUAUGACCGCUUCUGCUAUGGACUUGCUGUGGUAGAAGAGACAGUGCUGCUGCUGGGUGGCCUCAAGUGGCGGGACUCACACCAGGUGCCAACUCGGAAUGUAGUGGGCUAUGACCUUGACCUGGACCACUGGGAAGAUAUAGGCUGUGUGCUGCCGUGGGCGUGGAGUGGCCUUCAGUGUGCGGUGCUGCAGCUGCCUGAGGGUAGGGAGGAGACAAGGGAGGGAGAGACUGGAGAGGUGACAGGUUUAGUGCUGGAUUGA